This is a messenger RNA of Micropterus salmoides (largemouth bass), 6844 nucleotides long. Its product is annotated as adhesion G protein-coupled receptor L2-like. The record is from RefSeq and is a predicted model, not a curated record. The transcript has 26 exons. Gene Ontology annotation, biological process: adenylate cyclase-activating G protein-coupled receptor signaling pathway; cell surface receptor signaling pathway; brain development. Gene Ontology annotation, cellular component: membrane; neuron projection. Gene Ontology annotation, molecular function: G protein-coupled receptor activity; carbohydrate binding. The coding region runs from base 1170 to 5672 and encodes 1500 amino acids. Lineage: Eukaryota; Metazoa; Chordata; Actinopteri; Centrarchiformes; Centrarchidae.
CACCGACAGCCAAUUUAGGCCGCCGCAUUAGAAAGUCAAGAACAAGAAAGUUGAAUUUGCAACUGCAGAAAACUGGAUGGACACGAAAAACACGUUAGAAUUGAAUAGUUUAAAGACAACAAGAAGCAGGGGUCCGCUAGAAAUCCAGCUGACCUGGAGCGCUAUUGGGCUGACCCAGCAAGACACAUACAUGGGCUGAGUAGAAGCAGAGUUGCUGCAGACUGGCCUUUAGCUCUUUUUCAUUGAAAACGGACUCCCACUGGCCUGCUUUUGGCUUUGAAAAUAUGUUCCUUUAUGUGCCUGGAACCCCAUACUACCACAGUACAAUACUAAUAAUAAUGACACUGAAUGAAAAUCUCCACACUGGACCAAUUUACAAACACACAAAGGAACUGAGAUGCUCCUCAGCAUCUCAGUAUGAGCUUUGUUAUUGAGUUGCAGGAGAUGAGGCCCACUGCUGAUGCUUUAUUAUCUUCAGAAAAGAAUUUCUUAAGGCGAUGCUUGUCAGUUCACAAUAAUAGCAUGAUGCCACCCACACAAAUACAAAGCUAAUGUUAUAGCGUAGUCAGACUCUUGUGCCUGCCCUGUUAUUUAAGUGCACUAAACUGGGGCAUCUACUGUAUUGUUUUGAAUGCAUUUAUUGUGAAUCCAGCAGCAUCGUGUAGGUAGAAGUGCAAAAUUCAAUCAGUGGCUCAUCUCUACUGAGAACACCUGGUGUGGGGACAAGCAUCACGCUGAGGGUCUGCGCAGACCCCCGCAGGCACGAGGCUGUGAAUCAAAGCACCAGAGGUGUUUCAUCUCUUCACUGGAGUCUCGGUUUUUCAUCCAGGGUUAAGACUGAAAGGAUGACACUUCAACUUAUGGCUCCUCACAUCUACAGCCACGAGAUCCUCUCCCAGCAUCUACGAUCCAGACGCACGAGGGAGAAACCUUGACGAGGCGCAUGAGAAGAAAACCAGCAGAUUUGGAUCCACAUGCUGACUGCUGAAGGGGAAAGAGGCGCCUAUUGACUCUAUUUGAAUCCAUUGAUGAGAAGAUGACUGGUGAUGCUUCGUCGAGAACUACUGAUCGUUGACAUCCAGCGCUCCAGCAUUCCACUCUCCCACCGCAACACACUGAACCACGAUUAUUAGCCACUGGGCUCCUGGAUCGUUUGCAUACAGCACACAAUGGCCUCUGCACUGUGGAGGUGUCCAGUGUUUAGCUGCCUCUUGCUCCUUCUCUUUUGCUUUCACUAUUCACAAGGUUUCAGCCGGGCAGCCUUGCCUUUCGGGCUGGUCAGGAGGGAGCUCUCGUGUGAGGGAUAUGCAAUUGAUCUCCGCUGCCCGGGGAGUGAUGUCAUUAUGAUCGAGACGGCCAACUACGGCCGGACUGAUGACAAGAUCUGUGACGCUGACCCAUUCCAGAUGGAGAACGUCAACUGCUACCUCCCCGAUGCCUACAAGAUUAUAUCACAAAGGUGCAACAACCGUACGCAGUGUGUGGUUGUCACUGGCUCUGAUGUCUUUCCUGAUCCAUGCCCUGGCACCUACAAGUACUUAGAGGUCCAGUAUGAGUGUGUUCCCUAUAAAGUGGAGCAAAAAGUCUUCAUUUGUCCCGGGACUCUGAAGGGUGUAGGAGACGCCACCUUCCUGUUUGAGGCAGAGCAGCAAGCCGGGUCGUGGUGCAAGGACCCGCUGCAGGCCGGUGACAAAGUCUUCUUCAUGCCGUGGACGCCGUACCGCACUGAUACCCUCAUCGAGUAUGCCUCUCUGGAGGACUUCAAAAAUGGUCGCCAGACGACCACCUAUAAACUGCCGCACCGUGUUGAUGGAACAGGCUUCGUUGCCUAUGAUGGUGCUAUCUUCUUUAACAAGGAACGCACUCGCAACAUUGUCAAGUUUGACCUGCGCACCCGCAUCAAAAGUGGCGAGGCUAUUGUUAAUAAUGCCAACUAUCAUGACACCUCACCUUAUCGCUGGGGUGGCAAGACUGACAUUGACCUGGCAGUAGACGAGAGGGGCUUAUGGGUAAUCUACGCCACGGAGCAGAACAAUGGGCGCAUUGUGGUGAGCCAGCUCAACCCGUACACUCUCCGCUUUGAGGCCACAUGGGAGACAGCGUACGACAAGCGCUCUGCCUCUAACGCCUUUAUGGUGUGCGGCGUGCUACAUGUGGUGCGCUCGACCUACGAAGAGAACGAGAGCGAGGCCAGCAGGAGCCAAAUUGAUUACAUCUACAAUACCAAGCUGAGCCAGGGCGAGUACACUGACAUUCUCUUCCCCAACCAGUACCAGUACAUCACCGCAGUGGAUUACAACCCCAGGGACAACCAGCUAUACGUGUGGAAUAACUUUUAUACCCUGCGCUAUGACCUGGACUUCGGGCCACCAGAUCCUGCUGAAGUGCCAACCACUGAGGAUUUCUCCGUCUCGUCAUCAAUACCCAAGACCACCUCUUUUGUCACCACCACCGUGUCCACUGCAAAGGGGCCGGUUGACGUCACUGUAGCUGGCGCAGAUCCAAGAGACGGGAGGGACCCAUUUGAGGACAAUCGUGGCACAGGUACAGCAGAACCUACCGUCCCUGAGCUGCCACCAACGCCCAGACGCUUCUGUGAUGCUACUAGGAGGAGAGCCAUUGACUGGCCCCAGACCCACACUGGAAGCACAGUGGAGAGGCCCUGCCCCAAAGGAACCAGAGGCAUCGCCUCCUUCCUCUGCACUGUGGCCGGGACCUGGUGCUCAAAAGGCCCAGACCUCAGCAACUGCACCUCCCACUGGGUGACUCAAGUGGCACAAAAGAUUCGAAGUGGCGAAAAUGCUGCUAAUUUAGCAAAUGAGCUGGCACGCCACACACAGGGCCCGGUGUUUGCCGGAGACGUCAGCUCCUCGGUGCGCCUGAUGGAGCAGCUCGUGGAUAUCCUGGAUGCUCAGCUGCAGGAGCUUAGGCCCAGCGAGAAGGACUCAGCUGGACGCAGCUUCAACAAGCUUCAAAAAAGAGAGAAGACAUGCAGGGCGUAUAUGAAGGCAAUUGUGGACACUGUUGACAACCUCUUGAGGCCAGAAGCUCUGAAAUCCUGGAAAGACAUGAAUUCCACAGAACAAAGUCAUGCGGCCACAAUGCUACUGGAUACCCUGGAGGAAGGGGCCUUUGUCCUUGCAGAAAACCUGAUCGAGCCGGCGAUCGUAAAAGUGCCGGCAGAGAAUAUCAUGUUGGAUGUGUACGUGUUGAGCACCGAUGGUCAGGUGCAAGACUUCAGGUUUCCUCAGACAAGCAAGGGUGGAGCGACUCUUCAGCUUUCCUCCAACACGGUCAAAGUCAACAGCAAAAAUGGUGUGGCCAAGCUGGUAUUUGUGCUCUACAAACACCUGGGUCAGUUCCUCAGCACUGAGAACGCCACACUGAGGGGGAUGGGGGACCUGAACAAACGCAACCUCUCCCUCACUGUCAACUCCCACAUCCUGUCAGCUUCUAUAACCAAGGAGUCCAGCCGUGUGUUUGUGGCCGACCCUGUGAUAUUCACACUGGAACACCUGGAUAAAGAGCACUACUACAAUCCCAACUGUUCCUUCUGGAAUUACUCAGAGCGAAGCAUGAUGGGAUACUGGUCCACUCAGGGCUGUAAACUGCUGGAAACCAACAAGAGCCACACCACUUGCUCCUGCAGUCACUUGACCAACUUUGCCAUCCUCAUGGCUCAUCGGGGAAAUGUGGGGGAUGGUAGCGUCCACGAGCUUCUUCUUACCGUCAUCACACGGAUGGGUAUCGCCGUGUCUCUUGUCUGCCUCGCCAUCAGCCUCUUCACCUUCUGCUUCUUCAGAGGCCUGCAAAGUGACCGCAACACUAUCCAUAAAAAUCUCUGCCUCAACCUCUUCAUUGGCGAGCUCGUCUACCUUGUGGGCAUCAACAUGACUGAACCAAAGCUUGUGUGCUCCAUCAUCGCCGGCGUUCUCCACUUCUGCUUCCUGGGUGCGUUCGCCUGGAUGUGUCUGGAGGGCGUGCAGCUGUACCUCAUGCUGGUUGAGGUGUUCGAGAGCGAGUUCUCGCGCAGGAAGUACUAUUACGUGUCUGGGUACCUCAUCCCGGCUGUGGUGGUGGGCAUCUCAGCAGCCAUCGACUACAGGAGCUACGGCACACAGCGGGCAUGCUGGCUGAGGGUUGAUAACCAUUUCAUCUGGAGCUUCAUUGGACCCGUAACCUUCAUAAUUGUGGUCAACGUCAUUUUCCUGGUGGUGACCAUGUUCAAAAUGGUGAAGCACUCCACCUCCAUGAAACCCGACUCGUCCAGGCUUGGGGGUAUCAGGUCGUGGGUGUUGGGAGCAUUUGCUUUACUAUGUCUGUUGGGGCUCACAUGGUCCUUUGGCUUGUUCUUCCUCAAUGAAUCCUCCAUUGUAAUGGCUUACCUCUUUACCAUCUUCAACACUCUGCAAGGGAUGUUCAUCUUCAUCUUCCACUGCCUUCUCCAGAAAAAGGUCCGCAAAGAGUACAGCAAAUGUUUCCGUCAGUCCCAGUGCUGCGGCGCGCUGCCGCCUGAGGGCCCCCACAGUUCAGCCAAGACAGCCACGUCUCGAUCCACGGCCCGCUAUUCAUCUGCAACACAGAGCCGCAUCAGGCGGAUGUGGAACGACACUGUGAGGAAGCAGUCGGAGUCCUCCUUCAUCUCGGGAGACAUAAACAGCACCUCCACACUCAACCAGGGGAUGACUGGCAACUACCUCCUAACUAACCCUCUCCUCCGAACCCACGACACUAACCCUUAUAACAACCUGCUGGCUGAAACUGUGGUGUGCAACACUCCCUCUCCACCGGCCUUUCACUCCCCAGGACAGCACUCUCUGAGCAACAGCAGGGACAUCAGUGCCAUGGACACCCUCCCCCUCAAUGGCAAUUUCAACAACAGCUACUCCCUGCGAGACGACGACUAUGAGACAGUGGGCGUUAGAGCCCCGGGUGAACUGGGGGGCCUCAACCUGGACGAUGCCGCCUUUGAGAAGAUGAUCAUAUCUGAGAUUGUCCACAACAAUCUUAGGCCCCGCGGGGCCCCCAAAGGUCGCGACGGCCAGAGGGAGCGGGACAGAGCUUUGCCUCCCCAGACCAGGGUGACAGUGGACCGAGGAGGGGGUGGGAGCGGCAGUGAGGAUGACGCCAUCGUGGCGGAUCACGCCGAGGCCUCAUCCCCCCAAAGAGGAAGCGGAAUAGGAGGCCAUGCCACCCUGGAGCUGCUCCUGCACCCCAAUCAUAAGGAGGUGCUAGAGGCCCCCCUCCUGCCCCAGAGGACUCACUCCCUGCUCUAUAGCGCCCAGAAAGCCCCCAGGCGUCUAGAGGGGCAGGGCGGCCAUGGCUCUGAGACUGUUACUACGGUGGAGGACAUGGACUCCCAUUCACCCAACAAUAAUAGAGACUCCCUUUACACCAGCAUGCCAAACUUGAGAGACUCACCCUCGCCCUCAGCUUCGCCGUACCCCCCGGAGGAGGAGGAGGAGGAGCUCUCCCCAUCACCUCAAAGCGAGAGCGAGGACGCAUAUCAUAAAAGCAUGCCAGAGCUGGGUGAUGCUCCACAGCCCAUGUCCUACUACCACAUAAACCGAGGCACCAGUGAUGGGUGCAUCCUCCCACCCAACAAUGAAGGCUGCGCCCAGGAGGGCGAGGCGCCCAGCGACGGACAGAUGCAGCUCAUUACCAGUCUCUGAGCCGGCCAUCUUUGUUUGCACAGGUUUUAACAGAUGGGUCCUUUCGGUUGAUGUCAAGAGAGCCGGCAAGUCUGGCUCCACACUCUACAUGCCCUUCCUGUUAGGACAGGAAGUGAAAUGUUGUUGGGUGGGGAAAAAAGUAAUGAACAAAUGACUUUUGCACACAGAUCUCAUUAACACACAAAACACGUCCACCCAAGGCCCGACAAAUGUGGACUGUGAAAGCUCUGCUGUUGGACUAAAGAGGUGCAGAGAAUAACACACAGGCCGCUGUGUCAGAGAUAAGUUUGGCAUUUCUGUUGUUCUGUUCUGUCAAAGAAUAAGGGAUAAAAAAAUAAAUACACCAAGCAAAGAACUAUGAAACUCCUGUCAUAUUCCUGGAGGACUUUGCAGAGCCAGGGUCUUUUUAGUCAUGAAGUACAGAACUAGUGUGGCUCCACUACACAGUCAGGACUGUAAAGUUAAGAAACCACUAAUUCAGACUCAGGCCUUAUAUUUUCUCUAUUGCACAUUUAACUGUUGUCAAAGUAACAGCUAAAGAAAAUAUAUUUUGCUGUACCACUAGUGUAAAAAGUAAAAAAAAAAAGAAAUAAAGGGAAAAAAAAUAGAAACGGCAACCAUUCAGUAGUUAUGCCCUUUCAAUGUUAAUAAGAUUCUUCAAACAAAAUUAAUCAAAAUGGUGGAAAUGUCCUUUUUCCUCUCACACUUGACUCGUUGUAGUAUGUUUGAAAAUGAAAAAAAAAAGAAGAAGUUUCGAGAGAUAUCAAUCCAUAUGAAAUGAAAUCAUGCUCACGUCUCUGCUUGUGAAGUGCUUUUGCUUUCAUGAAUGAUGAGUUUUUGCCAGUAGUAUAUUUGUUAACACCAGGCCAUGCACAGAUUUGGAGUGAAUUGGAAACUUGUGUAAUUUAUUUUACUUGAAGGAAAUUGUCAGGUUUAAAGACUUAUGUUCGUGUCAAUGCGAUACUGCAGUUUUUGCGGACAUGUUUCAUCCUUUGACACUAAUUAAUUUAUUAACGUAGAAAAUGGGGGAAAAAAGAACAUGGUUGGAAAGUGUGAAAAGUUGUUGCAGCACUGAUUAGGUUCAUUUUAUUUCUUUUGUAAGAGCCCAUCAUCCGCUGAUAUUUAAUUCAACUCCUGUUUGAUAUCAAAUAAAUGUGAAAUUUUUUCUUGUU